Messenger RNA from Dermacentor silvarum, 1236 nucleotides. Its product is annotated as coiled-coil domain-containing protein 6. The transcript has 5 exons. Lineage: Eukaryota; Metazoa; Arthropoda; Arachnida; Ixodida; Ixodidae. The record is from RefSeq and is a predicted model, not a curated record. The coding region runs from base 103 to 1221 and encodes 372 amino acids.
AACAUCAGGGGCGCCGCCAUUUAGUCGAGGAUCCCGCCAGUCUCCUCUCCACGAUCUCCUCCGCGCUUUUCGUGUGUUCUGUGGCUCAUCAACGGCGCUCACAUGUUUCUUGGCGGCGCCAGAAAUAUGGCGGAUAGUGCUAGUGAAAGUGAUAGCAGUUCAGUUGACGGGGCAAUGAUUGCCCCGUCUCCUCUGUCGCGAGAGCAGAUUCAAAAACGCGUUGAAUCUCUCCAGCAGGAGAACCGAGUGCUCAAAAUGGAGUUAGAAACGUACAGACUUCGAGUGAAGACGUUGCAGGAGGAGAACCGUGCGUUGCGGCAAGUCAGCGUCAACAUACAAGCGAAAGCUGAACAGGAGGAGGAAUUCAUCAGCAACACACUGUUGAAGAAGAUUCAAGCGCUCAAGAAAGAAAAGGAGACGCUCGCCCUUAACUACGAACAAGAGGAGGAGUGCCUUACUAAUGAUCUUUCACGAAAGCUCAACCAGCUUCGCCAAGAGAAGGUUCAGCUGGAGCAGAGCUUGGAGCAGGAACAAGAGGCACUUGUGAACAAGUUGAUGCGGAAGAUAGAACGUCUAGAGGCACAGACAUUGGCCAAGCAAGCAAAUUUGGAGCAGUUGCGCCGAGAGAAGGUGGAGCUAGAGUGCACACUGGAGCAAGAGCAGGAGGCACUGGUGAAUCGCCUGUGGAAGCGAAUGGACAAGCUGGAGGCCGAGAAACGGAUGCUGCAGGAACGGCUGGAGCAGCCCCCAUCAGCGCCGCCGUCGCCUCGAGAACCCGGGCGUGACACCCCAGCUGCGCUGGGGGCCCACGUAGCGCGGCUGCGUGGGGAGCUGGCACGCCUCCGAGCCCAGCUCCAUGACACUCAGCAGGAGCACAACGAAAAGGUGGCCCAGUUUGCUCAGGAGGAGCGCCAGAUCCGCGAAGAGAAUGUGCGCCUGCAGCGCAAGCUGCAGCUCGAGAUGGACCGCCGCGAGGCCCUCUGCCGCCACCUUUCAGAGUCUGAGUCGAGCUUGGAGAUGGACGAGGAGAGGCACUUCAAUGAAAUGGCGCACGGUAUGCGGCCAAGGACUGUGUCAAGCCCAAUCCCUUACAAUCCGUCACCGAACUCUUCGAGGCCUCUCAGUCCAGGUGCCAUGUCUUUUUUUCUUUUUUUUUCCCCCUCUCUCCCUGUGCACUCUGCAUAUUGUAAUCUGCAUCAUUGCAUAGAAGUGCUUAAAUGAGUUGUUGCACUAUUC